Cladophialophora psammophila CBS 110553 is the source of this 3360-nucleotide messenger RNA. RefSeq lists its product as uncharacterized. Gene Ontology annotation, molecular function: ATP binding; DNA binding; ATP hydrolysis activity. Gene Ontology annotation, cellular component: nucleus. The transcript has a single exon. Bases 1 to 3360 code for a protein of 1119 amino acids. The record is from RefSeq and is a predicted model, not a curated record. Lineage: Eukaryota; Fungi; Ascomycota; Eurotiomycetes; Chaetothyriales; Herpotrichiellaceae.
AUGUCCUCUCAGAGCCUUUCCAAGUUGCUGACACUGGUCAUAGCAGUCGUAGCAAAUGACACUUCAUCCGAUCGACCACCUCCGAGGACAUUGGAAUUAGACGGCACAGUUGAAGACGAGUCUGCGAAACAUUACGAAGGGCCUGGUUCCAUGACUGGCCAUGUGUCAUACAUGGGGGCAGCUGAGGCCACCACCGGAAGGUCGUGGAGUGUCGCUGAUGGUGAUGACCUUGAAUACGAAAACACCAGAAUCAAAAGGCGAAGAGUCUCUGUCAGCCCAGAGCAUCCAUCCUCUGAGCCAGUGACAACGAGGGCUACAAGUACAACCCAGAUGGCAUGGCAUGAUCAGCUUCAGGAAGCAGCAAAGACAUUUGUGGAGGUUGAGCCACCCUUGGGAUGUGCUGAGAAGCAGACAACACCAGGCCAACCUCUCUUAAGUGACGAAGAGAGUGUGAUUCACGCGCCUCUGCCGAUAAUGUCAAAAGAAAGUUCCUCUAAAUCGACAAGGACAAUCCCUUAUGUGCAGUCUUCACCUGAUGCUUCGUCACUUCCGAUUGACAUCGACCUUACGGGAUCUCCUGUUCAUCAAUCUCUACCAACCAAUAGUACUAUGGACGAUCAUUCGUCCAAGCAAAGCAAGCUUUUCCCUACUCCCAGGAAGAAGAUUUUGAGAAGCGGUCACGGAAAGCUCACCUUCUCACCAAAAAAAUCAAAAUCUCCAAUGCGCUCGUCACGGACCGUUGAAACCGACACGGGUGGGGAGAGCAGUGAUGCGAAAAAGACUGCCAAUAGAUCUAAGAAACUGGAAAUGAAGAAUGGGAGGUUUGUCUCCUCCUUGCGCGUUACCUUGUCAUAUACCGCUCCAGACUCUGGACUCAAGAUCAACGAUAUCUUGUCCGGCAAAUCCGAAAAGGGCAGCAGUGAAGCUGGGGCAGCUCAAGCAAAGGUCUCAUGGAGCAAUCCGGGAACGGGCAAGGCGACACAUCCGUUCUUCUUAGGGAGAUUGUCCAGCAAUAUUCAAAAGCAACCUGAACUGAAAAGUGAAACGUCCUCCAUUGCAGCGGCCUCCGAGGAUGAGACCAGCUCGAGGUCCAAGCCGCUGAAACCCUGGAAAGACAUUAUCUUCGAAUCUAGAAAGUUAUUCCAGAACAAAACUGCUCCCUCGCUGCCCCUAGUAUGGCCUCCAACCGAGAUUCAACAUGUACAACCGAAUCAGGUCCCAAAUUGUGCAGUCACAGUUCGGACACUCCCUUUGUCACGCCCCAAAUCCAAACAGCAUGCCAUGCGCAUCAACACGGAUGAAGACGUUCUAUGGAACUUUUCUCAAGAUUUGAAGCACAAAGUCGACAAGCCCCUCAUUCACAUUCCUGAACGAAGGGUUAUGAGUGGCAAACAGCUGGUGAGACUGAUUGAAUCUAUGUAUGGUAUGGAAAAUCAGUCCAGUUGUCAACCAGCUUCAAUCUCAGAUCUAAAAGUAGUCAUCGAAUCGACACCGAGUUCUUUUGACAAAGGCAUGGCAGCCGGACCCCAGUUAUGGUGUCACGAGUAUGCACCAAGAUGCUGGCAGGAGGUCUUGGAACCACAGAGUAAAGUCCUGCACGACUGGCUGGACAACUUGAAGGUACAUCAAGUGCAAACUGGCAAAUUACAACUGAAAACGAGGCCCUCGACUCCAAAAAGGCGACGGAAGAGGAAAUCGGAGAUGGACGACUUCAUUACAUAUUCGGACGACGAUGAUGCCCGUUCGACCACUAUUGGAAAGAAUGCCAUUCUACUCACAGGCCCUCCGGGCUCGGGGAAAACUGCUUCCGUCUUUGCUGUUGCUCAACAGUUAGGGUUCGAGGUGUUCGAGAUCCAUCCAGGUAUGCGACGAAGUGCAAAGGAUAUCCAGGACAAGGUGGGCGACAUGACACAGAACCAUCUAGUUCGACACGCCGACUCAUCGAGCCGAAGAUCCAGUGUCUCGAUCGAGGACAGAGAUACAGCUUCUCCGACUGUUGAGCCUUUACCAAAGACCCACAACCCUAUCACAAGUCUCAUGGCUGUCGGCAUGGAUGGCAAGCAGGCAAAAAUCGCUGACAUGAAAGAAAUCAAAGAACCCAAGAUCAAAUCGCAGAAGCAAUCUCUCGUCUUGCUUGAAGAAGUCGAUAUCCUGUUCGAGGAAGACAAAGGUUUCUGGAGUGGUGUCCAAUCACUUAUUCGGACAUCGAAGCGACCAGUCAUCCUCACUUGUAAUAGUGUCGACUCCAUCCCGAUGGAUGAACUAGACCUCUUCGCUGUCCUACAGUACGGCCGUGCCCAGCCAGGGGUAGCUGCACAGCUACUAGGAUCCAUUUGUGCCGCUGAAGGACAUCUUCUACGUCAGGAAGCCUUGCAGAACCUCUACCUCACGAAAGGCCAAGAUUUCCGUGCGUCGGUCAUGGAGCUCAAUCUCUGGUGUCAGAUGACAGUUGGGUCCCAGCAGGGAGGUCUGGAUUGGAUGCUCCCAUAUAACGAACAGUCCAAGCUCAACCCAGAUGGCUCGGUGACCCGAAUUGUCAGCCAAGACACCUUCAUCAAUGGUCUUGAUUUGUUACCUACGGAUUUUGACAAUACAGAAGGUCUGAUCCAAUUCACUCAGGACCGCCUGGGCAUUCCGCCCUUGGACUGGGUUAAAGAUAAUGUGUGCACAGGUCGCACUGAGCCGAAUCCAGUCUUGACACUGGACGACAUGCUCAUUCUUUCCGAGGCAAAAAGCGCAGUGGAUCUGGUCGAUGACAAAACAGCACUUAUGCUAGCAAGCGCGAUGAAGAAAAUGGCCAAUCCCGCUCCUAGUUUCGCAUGCGCUUACCCAUCCCGAAGGGAUGAAGUCGUUCGUCUGUGCCUCGACCAGCUGAAUGAAUCACGGCUUGUCCAAUCCACGAUAUGCGAAGCAUUCGAACCUCUACUCGAAGAAUCACGUAUCGGUCUCCCCAGCGCCCCAGGCCGUAAAGCACCCUCCCUGGAUAAUCGCUCUGCCAUCUCACUUGUGACGGAAGUCGCUCCAUACAUCCGCUACAUCGUGUCAAACGAUCAACGACUUGAACAGGUUCGGAAUGAAUUACAUGGAAUGAGUCAGCAUGGAACAAAGAGACAGCGGCGUACUAGGGCAGCAAGGGCAGCGUUGGAAGGUGGGAACAAGAGUACAGUAAGAAGAGACAGGUGGUUUCCUGAAGAGUUGGAUUGGCAUGCAGUGAUGAGGACGGGGAACGAGUGGCCUCAAGCCAAAUAUGUGGAGACGUGGGAUGGUUCGGCGGCGCCAACACCUUCCUCGUCAACAGGAAUGGGAGUGGAAGCCGCAGAGCCUGCAGUGCAUAAGUCCUGCAACCCACCAGUGCGGUAG